Messenger RNA from Zalophus californianus (California sea lion), 615 nucleotides. RefSeq names its product non-histone chromosomal protein HMG-17-like. Lineage: Eukaryota; Metazoa; Chordata; Mammalia; Carnivora; Otariidae. Gene Ontology annotation, molecular function: nucleosomal DNA binding. The record is from RefSeq and is a predicted model, not a curated record. Gene Ontology annotation, biological process: chromatin organization. The transcript has a single exon. The coding region runs from base 52 to 324 and encodes 90 amino acids. Gene Ontology annotation, cellular component: chromatin; nucleus.
GUGCCGCUGCAUCCCCGCGUCCAGUGCUUACGUCCCGCCGCCGUCGCCACCAUGCCCAAGAGAAAGGCUGAAGGGGAUGCUAAAGGAGAUAAAGCCAAGGUGAAGGAUGAGCCACAGAGAAGAUCUGCAAGGUUAUCUGCUAAACCUGCUCCUCCAAAGCCAGAGCCCAAGCCUAAAAAGGUCCCUGCAAAGAAGGGAGAGAAGGUAUCCAAAGGGAAAAAGGGGAAAGCUGAUGCUGGCAAGGAUGGGAAUAACCCUGCAGAAAACAGAGAUGCCAAAACAGACCAGGCACAAAAAGCUGAAGGUGCUGGAGAUGCCAAGUGAAGUGUGCAUUUUUGAUAACUGUGUACUUCUGGUGCCUGUACAGUUUGAAAUACUAUUUUUUAUCAAGUUUUAUAAAAAUGCAGAAUUUUGUUUUACUUUUUUUUUAAGCUAUGUUGUUAGCACACAGAACACUUCAUUGUUUUGGGGGAAGGGCAUAUGUCACUAAUAGAAUAUCUCCAAAGCUAGAUUGAUACAAGGGGAAAAACACCUUUCCCUUCUAGUUUUGAGAAACUUCCUCUUGGCUCCCAGGAGGAGGGAUUCCUUGAUGUUGACACACAUGAGCCACCUUGG